AUGCCACAAGCAGAUAACAAGAUGGAACUAGAAGAGAGUUAUCUUUCAAGACUAUACACAUCCCAGCCAUCAACACUUCCAGAAGACAUUAAGAGCUAUGUACUGAAUCCAAAAAACGCCGAUAAUGAGAUACUGUACUUGGAGAAAUACGUCAAUGUCAAAAACCCGGAUCUUAGUAAGAUCAUAUUCAUAACUGAAGUUCUAGGAAAAUGUCUAAGAAGACAUUCUGAGUUCAGGGAUUAUAUGAAGCUCCUAGUAGAGUUGAUGGAGAGAUAUAAUGACUAUCCGCACUCUAUAUUCUGCCUUCGAAUCAUCAAGUCUAUUUCAGGAUCGAAGUUCUAUACUCCGCUGUCUUUUUACAUUCUUAGGAUACUGAGAAAUGCAAUAUCAGUGAAGAAUCUUACUGCAAGUGGAAGAAGCAUAGACUAUGAUAUGCUAAACCCAGAUAUGGAGAGAUGUAAAAGCGAGGAACAUCAGAUGUUUGUUAUAGAGGAGGCAGGGUCUCUUUUGCUGAAGCAUAUGUCAAUGUUUUCGAAGAACAUUGGGUUCCCUGAGCUGGCAAGUGUCGUGAUUAAUGAGCUUAAGAAGCUUCGGACGGGGAUCUACAAAGAGGUUAUAGGGAAGAUGAUAUUUGAUAUCAAUGAGCAGAGGGAAUAUGUCCUCGAGAAGAGAAACAAAUUGAAGCUAAAUGGUAUAGAUGGAAAAGCAAUAUCUUUAUUUGAAAGCAGCAUUGAGAGGACUAUUAGGUAA
Encephalitozoon romaleae SJ-2008 is the source of this 750-nucleotide messenger RNA. RefSeq lists its product as hypothetical. Gene Ontology annotation, biological process: ribosomal large subunit biogenesis. The record is from RefSeq and is a predicted model, not a curated record. Bases 1 to 750 code for a protein of 249 amino acids. The transcript has a single exon. Gene Ontology annotation, cellular component: nucleoplasm; Noc2p-Noc3p complex; nucleolus. NCBI's taxonomy places the organism in Eukaryota, Fungi, Microsporidia, Unikaryonidae.